Blepharisma stoltei is the source of this 1541-nucleotide messenger RNA. The record is from the annotation of a GenBank genome assembly. NCBI's taxonomy places the organism in Eukaryota, Ciliophora, Heterotrichea, Heterotrichida, Blepharismidae.
AUGGAAGAAAAGCUGCUUGACUGGGAAGACAAUUCAGAAAAUUUUAUGCUGAAAUAGGUAAAUUUGUUUUAAAUAAAUAGUUUUGGAGAAAAAUAAGCAUUUAUUUUGUGAAGAUUACCCUUUAAGACACAUAUGCUGGCCGGAUCUUGUGCUGGUGUAGUAGAGCAUUCAAUUUCAUUCCCUUUUGACACGAUUAAGGUGAAAUCCAAUUAGACAUUCGCUCAAGCAGAGGCUAUAUUAACAUUAAGUUAGAUUAUCGAGAAGCUUCAGCUAGCACCCACGGGUUGUUUUUCCACUUGCUUCGUUGGGCUUCCUGCCAUCGACUCACCAAGAAGUUAACUUGAUUCCACAUGAGGCUCUCGUCGAACGGAGAGUGAAGUCUUCUGGAUUGCCUUGCCGUAAUCCAGAUGCACAGAAAUUCCAAGAAAUGGAAUUUUGGCCGACUCUUGGUAAAAAGACAAAACUUGUAGUCCAAGGUGUAACUCCUUGCUCACGCUAGGAAGAUUCCCUAUAGGCCUGAAAGACUUUGCUAGACUUCCCCUUUCAAAAUCUAAGCUUCCCUCUCCCUCAAGGUAAAAUCCAGCUCCUGAAAGUGGACUAAAGGCUCGACCCUAAACGUAUCAGAAUUAGUUAGCUAGCAUAGUUUUCCAUUUCUUCGCUGGCGCACCUUGCGGAUAUAAUUAAAAUAUCUGCUCGAAGCUCCAUGGCUGAGACACCAUAUUUUAAUUAUGACACCUGCUCAAGCAGAGUCUACAAGAUCAGCCUCAUACUGGGAUAUAGCAAAGCUAAUGAAAAACGAAGGAUUUAUCAAAAUGUGAAGAGGGGUUUCGACCGUUAUCCUCGGCUGUGUACCAGCCCAUGCAGCUUAUUUUUCAAUCUACGAAUAUUCAAAAAGGCAUUUCCAAAUUGAAAGCAAUAAAGAUUUUUAUUUUUUUUCAACAGCAAUCACAGGAAUUUUGGCGACGUCUUCUCACGAUAUUAUCAUAACUCCAAUGGAUGGUAUUCAUUAUUUAGUAAUCAAACAGAGGAUACAAUUAAACAGAGUAAAAGGGCCACUUGGAAUGCUUAAGCAUGUUGUGGGAAAUGAAGGAAUCAUUAGCUUAUAUAGAAGCUUACCUAUAACACUGGUAAAAAAUAUAUAGAUAAUGAAUAUGCCACAAGCUGUGCUUUUUAUGACUUUCUAUGAGAAUUUUAAGUCUCAGCUGUAUCCAGACGGAAAUGUCUCAAUGUAUGGGUUCUUUACAUGUGCAGGAGUUUCAGCAGCUUUGGCAGCUGGACUUACGACUCCUUUGGAUGUUAUUAAGACGAGAUUGCAGACGCAGAGAGAAACUUGUCCUAGCUGCGGCACGAAAUUUAUGCAAAGUCAAGGGAAUUUGUCGAAGCCCAGAUAUGGGAACAUUCAAAACGCGAUAAGUCUGAUUUAUUUGGAAGAUGGUCUUAGAGGGUUCCUAAGAGGAAUGGUACCUCGUAUGAUGUUCUUCUUGCCAGGUGCUGCUGUCUCCUGGUCAGUCUACGAGCAUGUUAAGUCUCUUCUAUUAUAA